AUUUAUAAUCCGAAAUUACUAGGCAAUGCAGUCGAUGCUAUCCGGGAGGUAUUUAUAAUAAAUAAAUUUAAAUUGUGAUUGAAAUCAAUCGAAAUGGGAAAGCUUCUGAGUCUGUUGGCCCGGGACGAUUCAAACUGUUGUUCUUCGCCGCGAUACGACAUAUUCUUAGAUUUUGAGAAUGCUGCUCCCACGGACACGGAACGCGAUGUUUAUGAGGAGGUACAGAGAGUUCUUUUGGAUUCAGACAAAAUUUUAGAAGAAAUACAGUGUUAUAAAGGAGCUGGUAAGGAAAUACGAGAAGCGAUUGCUGAUCCCUCGACCAUUACCCAAGAAAGGGCUUGGCGCGCUGUAAAGCCUCUAGUGGACAAACUGCUCAGAUUUUAUAAUCAUUCGUUAGAAUUGAAGCGGGUAGUACCUCGCCUUCUGGGCUCAUUAGUGGGAGGAUCGAUGAGUCCCACACAACAUCUGGAACAGCAACAGGCUUUAGUUAAACAAUUCGCAGAGAUAUUAGAAUUUGUGCUGAAAUUCGACGAACACAAAAUGAAGACGCCUGCCAUUCAAAACGACUUCAGCUAUUACAGAAGAAUCGUAUCCCGCAGUGGUCUCAUAAACGCGGAAUUACCGCCCGGCGAGGAACCUCACAUAGGCGCUGAGGUCGCAAACCGGAUGUCGCUAUUCUAUGCACAAGCGACGCCCAUGUUGAAAGUACUAUCUGAAGCUACGAGCCAGUUCGUCAACGACAAUCAACAAGACUUAGAAAAUACUACAGAAACCCUUAGCACUAUGGCAAAAGUCUGUCUGAGAAUGUUAGAAAAUCCAAAACUUGUUGCCCAAUUCAGUCGUGAAGAGACAUCGCUAUUGGUCCUUCGAGUCAUGGUAGGGUUAAUCAUACUUUACGACUGGGUGCACCCAUCGGGGGCAUUUUGCCGUUCGUCAUCAGUAGACGUCAAGGGUUGCGUGAAGUUCCUUCAACAGCAACCCCCUCCCAAAGCGGAGCCUCUUUUAAACGCCCUGAGAUACACAACCAAGCAUCUAAACAGUCAGUCGACGCCUAAGAACAUACGGGCCCUUCUGGCUGCGUGAGGACACCACUCAAGCCUUGCAUGUUGCUGUGGGGAAUGAUGUGACAAUAAAAACGUGGGGAUUUCUCAUCGGCAUUUAUUUUGCUUGUUUAUUAUCGUGUUGGUUGUAGCGUGGUCUUGGAAAAGAAAUAAACUAUCUAAAGGAUUGUUUUGUAA
Molecule: messenger RNA, 1238 nt
Organism: Melitaea cinxia (Glanville fritillary)
Lineage: Eukaryota; Metazoa; Arthropoda; Insecta; Lepidoptera; Nymphalidae
Product: CYFIP-related Rac1 interactor A
Exons: 4
Coding region: 94-1083 (329 amino acids)
Biological process (GO): regulation of actin filament polymerization
Molecular function (GO): small GTPase binding
Source: RefSeq, a predicted model, not a curated record